This is a messenger RNA of Paramuricea clavata, 1874 nucleotides long. The record is from the annotation of a GenBank genome assembly. NCBI's taxonomy places the organism in Eukaryota, Metazoa, Cnidaria, Anthozoa, Malacalcyonacea, Plexauridae.
AUGUUAUUUAAUGUGAUUAUAUUUCUUCUGGUCGUCAAAGCGUUGCUAAGUACACGCGUCCCAGGCAACCGACACAAGCAAGGCAUCGUCCACUUCCGUCGCGUGUUAGGGAUCGCGGUUGUCUUUGGAAUCACGUGGCUGUUUGGCAUCCUAGCUAUUGGAGAACUAAAACUCAUCUUCCAAUAUUUAUUCUGUAUAACCAAUGCCUUUCAGGGCUUUAUUAUAUUUAUAUUAUACUGUCUCACUGACAGGAAAGUUCGAGAAAGACUUGUGAGGUUUCUAUGUGCGUUACCAGACCCGAACAGAAAUAAUCGUAUCAUAGAUUCAACCUCAACUCAACAGCAGACUGAUAUUGACAUAAACUUGGAAAUGUUUGAAGAGAGGACUCUAUCCUCUAGGCCUCGAAACUGGUCUGGAACAUGGCCAAUGUCAGGACAUUCGAAUCUUACACGGAUAAUACCCGAAGAGGCCAAAGAUCCUGUUGUUCUCUACCCUCCUCCGGCUGGCUCAAGUUAUAAUUAUCCGCAUAUGAUGGGUUCAAGUUAUAACUCACGUAUGGUAGGGUCAAGUUAUAACAAAAAUAUGCUGGAAUCAAGUUUUGAUUCGAACCUUGCCGGCUCACGAUAUCUCUCGCAUCCAGUAGACCCAGGUUAUGACCUAAAUCCUGAAUGGGAAUAUGAGCUUGAUACGUUUGACCAGCCUUACACUCAUCGUAAUCCCCCUGGCAGUCGGCCUGUGACCCACGUACAUUUACAAGGAGAAGCAAGCGGUGAUAAGUUAGUAGAUUCGACGUUAUCACAGCUGGAACGAAGUGGAGGGGAGGCGUCUUUGCAAAGUGUUAAUUCAAUUUUAUUCUUCGACGAAGGGCGAAGAGUUGAGGUGCCCAAAUACCCUGAGUUGUCAGGCAAUAAUAAUAAUUGGGAACGACCAAGAAUGGGGCCAUUGGAUGAUUCGAGAAGACGUGAACAUAGUUCGGAAGGACCUCGAAGAUACACUCAAGGCGGAGAUGGGUUAAGUUUCUAUAAAACACCUAAAAAACAAAGGCAUAGCUCUGCUACGACAUCUGAUGAAUUGAGCAAAAGGAUUAUUUAUCCGAAGGGGAAAUCAUUGCGGGACAAAUUAAAAGGUGUCCAUUUCUCAGCGGAUGAGCUUGCAAAUUCGCCUAAAGAAUCUGAGCGUUGGAGCGAGAUGCCCGCUUUCCCUAGAUUAAAAACUCAUUCUCGCCCAGAAGACAUUUCCGAGACCGACGAAUUUGAUGGCGAGCCUGGCAUGCGUAUGUCACGUGUUGAACACGAGCCUGGCAUGAGUAUGUCACGCCUUGAACACGAGUCUGGCAUGGGUAUGUCACGUGUUAAACACGCGCCACGUCGAACGAAAAGUGCGCAGCCAUCGACUCAUGUGAUAGAUUAUAAUUUAGAGCAACAGUACUUGAGAAAUUGUGGUGAAGAUUUAGGUAAGUGGAUUAUGAUUUGCUGACUAGAUAAAGGGGCACUCAAUAUCUAUAUCUGAGAGUCGAUUCUGAGUAAAAAUAUAUUUGUAUUUAACUUUUUAUAGUUACAUUUUUUGUUUUAAAUUUCAUUUUAGAACACGAGGAGCAUGUUUCGUCGAACUUCAUUGCUGCCUCAGAAUCAAAGAAUUCCAGGAAGAUGAGAACAAUCGUUCGUCCCGUAAAGGAAGUUCCUGUCGAAAGUGAAUAUGACGUCAGUCACUCUCGCCAAAGUUCAGGGUCGAGUGGUUCUGAGACCUCACCAGAUACUAGGUGGAGUGAAGUUGGACGUAAGCCUGAGCUUAUAUCUUAUAGUCAGUCAUUUUCUGAUUUAGAUAGUGAUGAUGCUUUUGGUGACGCUGAUAGGACUCAUUUCACGCAAUUUUAA